CCCAAAAACGAAAAAUUUUAAUGAGGUACAAAUCGCCAAAAAACACUAAAACACGAAAAAACAACCCCCCGAACGGCCCAAACGCCACUAACACGUCCAGCAGCCCCCCUACAACCCACUCGGACGUUUCGCCCCCCUUUUUUCACAAUUUUCUCGAAAUUUUUGGAAAUUUUUACGCAGUAAUAGGACGUGUUCACGUAGAAGGGGGCCCGUAACGCGAUUAUUGUCACAAUUUUCGCUUAAUUGUGCUAUUUUGUGGCAUUUUGACAGCACUUGACAAGGACCCAACCAACAUGUCAUGUGGUACACAUUUGAAUUUUGAGGUUAAAAACAUGUCUUCAACUUAUUUGAAAGUCACAUUUUUUGAGGCUGGGGGCGAGUUUAAGGUUUGUGAUGAGUGGAAAUAUCGGGUGGUCCCAUUUGCGGUUAGUGGAAUUUACCACAAAGGGGUGAAAAGUGCAAGAAAAUUGGCAGAAGGGUCGAAAACGGUUUAUAAGUUAGGGCUGGAUUUGGAGGGUGUGGGGGUUGAUUUUAUGCCGGGGGACACCAUUGGGGUGCUCCCACGUAACGAUGAGUCCCUAGUUGAGAAAAUUUUCAUACGGUUGGGGGUCGAAGCCCAGGCUGACCAACCGUGCGAAUUGGGGGUUUCACCCAACAGUGGGAAAAAAACCGCAGUGGUGCCAAAACACCUCCCGGUGCGGAGCACCCUAAGGACGAUUUUCCUAAAUCAUGUGGAUUUGCACACGCCGCCCAAAAAAUUGUUUCUCAAGUCGUUACUCGGCUUCGCCUCGGGUUCGGACGCUUCUAGACUCACCUCCCUCUCCUCCCCCCAAUCCCCCGACUACUCUGAUUUUAUCGCGUCAAACCCUUCGUUACUUAACGUCCUUGAGACGUUCCCCUCCCUUACCCCGCCCAUUUCGCUCCUCCUUGAACACCUCCCACCGCUCCAGCCCCGCCCCUACUCCAUAUGCUCCUCCCCCUUGUCACACACGCUCGAAAUCACGUUCGACGUCACUGGUCUGUGUACGAAAUUCAUGGAAAAGCAAAUUUCGUCCAAAAAUCAAAUCGCCUUCUAUUUCCGCAAACCGGGAUUAUUCCGGCUCCCGGAUUUGGCGAAUCCGGUGAUUAUGAUCGCCACGGGGACCGGAAUCGCCCCAUUCCGGGGAUUCCUCCAACACUGGAAAUUGGCAAACGAAUUCGGCGAUGUUUGGUUGUUUUAUGGUUGCCGUUUCAGAGAUCGUGAUUUUUUAUUCAAAGACGAAAUCAACGAAUUGAUGUGUGAAGGGAUUGUGAAUCGUUUAAAUGUCGCGUUUUCACGCGAGAGUGACUCAAAAAAAUAUAUACAGAGUGAGAUUGAUAAGCGAGGGGCGGAUUUCGUCGAUUGGGUCAAUCGGGGGGCUCAUAUUUACGUUUGUGGGGAUUUUAGGACUGUGGUCAAGGAUGUACGGACUUGUGUGGCAAAAAAUUUGGUUAAAUACGGCGGACUUGACGAGGAAAAAGCCGAGGAUUUUGUCAAAGGAGAUAGAUUUAUUGUCGACACUUGGAAUUAAUUUAUUUAUACAUCAUAGAAAAACAUUACAAUAAAAUUAUCGCCGUUUUUGGACCUCUGUGUAAAUAUCCCGUUAAGGAACUAUAAAAAUAUCGUAAUUUACAAAAUGUAUAGGGUGGAGCGACGAAAUUGUGGGAAUAAAUGUUCAGUCAUGUGUGUCUUGUGUCACACUGUGUAUCGUUUUAAAAAUAAAUAUAUAUUUUCGUAACUA
Molecule: messenger RNA, 1760 nt
Organism: Tribolium castaneum (red flour beetle)
Lineage: Eukaryota; Metazoa; Arthropoda; Insecta; Coleoptera; Tenebrionidae
Exons: 4
Coding region: 294-1550 (418 amino acids)
Biological process (GO): homocysteine metabolic process
Cellular component (GO): cytosol
Molecular function (GO): FMN binding; flavin adenine dinucleotide binding; [methionine synthase] reductase (NADPH) activity
Source: RefSeq, a predicted model, not a curated record